Chaetomium strumarium is the source of this 516-nucleotide messenger RNA. RefSeq lists its product as uncharacterized. Bases 184 to 489 code for a protein of 101 amino acids. The record is from RefSeq and is a predicted model, not a curated record. Lineage: Eukaryota; Fungi; Ascomycota; Sordariomycetes; Sordariales; Chaetomiaceae. Gene Ontology annotation, molecular function: zinc ion binding; DNA-binding transcription factor activity, RNA polymerase II-specific. The transcript has 2 exons. Gene Ontology annotation, biological process: regulation of DNA-templated transcription.
CCUGCACGAGUGAGGAGGUUGGGCUGAGUCCCAACUCCCAAGCCAAACGUUGCAGGUAGGCAUCUUCACCCCGCAUCCUCCUUAAGUUGGCGCCGUUGAGCUGUGAGCAUCCAUCGGAAACAAACCUCACUCGUACUCGGAGCUGGACCGUUGCUUCAACCACAACACAUCUAACAUAGCAUCAUGGAGCGUAGCUCAGAUGCUGCCGGCGAUGCUCCGCGAAAAGAUCGGCAGAGGGCAGCCAAGCCAAAGGCCAAAUCCGGGUGGAGCAACUGCAAUACUAUUAAGCAGACGAGAAUCAAAUGUGACGAGCAGCGGCCUGCGUGCGCAAACUGUUUGCGUUCCAAGAAGAUAUGCUCCGGCUACCCGCCGUUCACUCGUAGUCCAAGCCCACCCGAAGCUGUGCCAGCAGCAAUGGUCGACGAGUGGCGAUAUGCGCUAUCCCAUGACGGUGACCCAGAAUCUUCGUCUUUCCUGCACGAGGAGUAACAUUGGCUUGCGCGUCUCAGCGCCGCU